AUGUUCCCAGGCUCUCUGUUGUACCUGGGAGCUCGUAUCAACCAUCCUGAAGGAGCUGGUGAUGAGAUCAGACUGGUCAAUGGAUUCAAUGUCUGCGCUGGGAGAGUGGAGGUCUAUCAUGCUGGCCAGUGGGGAACCGUGUGUGAUGACUCAUGGGACAUGCUCGAUGCUGUGGUGGUAUGCAGACAGAUGGGCUGUGGGGCUGCACUCUCCGCUCCAGAUCUUGCCACCUUUGGACAGGGGUCUGAUCCAAUCUGGAUGGACGAUGUGGCUUGCACUAGCCAGGAAUCCUACCUCACAGAUUGUCCACAAAAUGGCUUUGGAAUAAUGAACUGUGGCCACUCUGAAGAUGCUGGUGUUGUCUGCGUAGAUAAUGAUGAGUGUGCGGUCGGCAUCUGUGGCCCCAACGCUGACUGCGUCAACACUCCUGCGAGUUACAACUGCACCUGUCACGAGGGGUACAGUGUGAAAAUUAUGCCAGGCUCCAUGGCCAACAUCUCAAAUCCCUGUGAAGAUGUGGAUGAGUGUGUCCCAAAACCAUGUGGUGCCAAUACAGAAUGCUACAAUACUCCAGGAAGCUUCUACUGCACCUGCAAGGAAGGGUACAUUUCCUCUACUGGAUUGAUCUGGGUGUCUGGGACUACUGUGUGCCAAAGUACACAGGACUUUUUUGCCUCACUAACUCUUCCAGAGGGCCAGACACCUGAAAUGUUCUUCCUAAAUCAAAUUAACAAGGAGUUGGAGGACAACCCUGAUCUUGUUCUGCCUGAGAAGACAGUGACCGGUGUCCUGAGCAUGGUCUUGUCUGUCACAUUCGGCACGUCUGAUGUGGGGGGAAAUGGCGGUUCGGCAGAGGCAGCCAGCAUUGUCGUGAAAAUCAUAGAGGGGUUGACAUCUGCCCUGGUGGAGCCCACUAAGACCCAGUCUAACAAAUCUCUGAAGACACCAACCAUGGAGAUCAGUACAGUGGCCAUUGGACCACAAGGGAAUAUGACUGAUGAGACGAAUGCAGUAGAAGCCAUGGGAAACAUGAUGUCAAUCAAUCUUGCAGGUGUUGCUAAAAACAACAAUGGAUCCGCUUCUGCAGGUCUGACGUUAGUCAGUGGGAUUGAGAAGCUCAUGAGCCCCAGUUUCUUCAAGAGUGAAAAUGUCACAGAGAUGUAUUCUGACAUCAUCAUUGCCACACUGCCUAAGACCAGACACGUGGAGCUCCCUGAACCUGUCAACUUCACUAUGUACAACAAGGACAGAACUGGGCCUGUCAUGAAGUUCCAGGCUGGGCUGGUUACCUGUGUGUACUGGAAGGAAAAUGGGAAUGAGACACACUGGUCAGUGGAGGGGUGCACAGCCUCCUUCUCCAACGAGACCCACACAGUAUGCACCUGUACCCACCUCUCCACCUUCGCCGUCCUCCUGCAGACGGGGGGACAGGAUAAUGAAGAGGAUGAUCCUCUGCUGGAGAUGGUAGACCUGUUCUGUAUGUGUGUGGGUCUGGCCUUCCUCGCCCUCGCCAUCCUCACAUUCCUACUGUGCACAUGGAACCCUAAGGUCAACAACACCGCCCGCCUCCACCUCUGCAUCUGCCUCUUCUUGGGUCACCUGCUCUUCCGGGUGGGCGUGUCUCGCACCGAGAAUGCUGUGGUGUGUGCAGUCAUUGCAGGCUUGCUGCACUUCAUCUUCCUGUCAGGCUUUGUGUGGAUGUUCCUGGAGACUGUGCAGCUGUUCCUGCUGGUCAGAAGCCUGACCAAAGUACAGGUCAUCCAGAAGGAGGGGCUGAAGACACUGUACCUCCUGCUGAUUGGCUACGGAGCUCCCACGGUGGUGGUGGGAGUGUCUGCAGCAGUGUUUCCAGGCGGUUAUGGCAGCAAAAACACGUGCUGGUUGAGCCAAAAACGAUAUUUCCAGUGGAGUUUCAUUGGUCCAGUGGGUGCCAUUCUCACAAUGAACUUGGUCUCAUUUUGUGUGAUCCUCUGGAGCCUGCGGCCUACACUAGCCAACAUGAAGAGUGACGUUUCCCAGUCAAAAGACACCAGGCUGAUUAUCUUCAAAAUUGUUACCCAGUUUUUUGUUUUGGGGUGUGGCUGGAUCCUGGGUUUUUUCCAGAGCAGCACUUUAUUAAAAUACCUCUUCAUCAUCCUCAACUCACAGCAGGGCACCUUCAUCUUCAUCGUUCACUGUUUGCUCAACAAAGAGGUGCGAAAGGAGUACAGGAGGUGGUUCUCAUGUCUGUGUAGAAAAGAGGGACCGUCAGGAGACAGUGCUACUAAAGACACUGUGAACGAUGAAUCCCAACCCACAAAAGACAUGGACAAGGCAGAUCACCAUCAUUGAUAAGGAACUGAACAACUGAAACUUUUUUAUGGAACUGCAUACUUUUUAAUAUAUCAGACAAUUAAUUCAUUUGAGUAUUCUUUUGGACUACUAAUGCAAUUUUUGCAGCAAGUGCACAUUAUUAUCAUGUACUAGUAUAGUGGUUAUAAUAUACUUAGAGGCAAUAACCUUAAUGUGAAGAAGUUCCAAUCUUUGUUUUGAAAAAGAGUUAAUUUAAUUGCUUUUGACAUGAAAAUGUUCUGUAUUGACACUAGUCUGAAUUUUGUGAUCCAAUGUGAUUUGGAAGAAAGGUGCAGCUUCAGGAAUCCAAGGAGACCAGAUACAAAAUUUGUGGCCAUCUCUGCCAAACUCCAGUUGUAAUGACUAAUCCUGGCGUCACCAUGCUGUGACACAAUGAGAAGUCACAGUUUGCUGUGAAUAUGAAAUGAACAUAUAACACGCACAACUAGGAGUGAUGCAAGGUCUCCACAAUGUUAGUUAUUCAGUCAUAUAGACUGAACUAUAGAUAUAGCUGCAUAUGCUUGAAUAGGUAAUUAGUCACAUGUAAAUAUUUUUGAUUUACAAGUUUAGUAAUACAGGAUAAACAGCUGUCAGAGAAAAGAAGACUUGUGUAUUAAAUAAAUGCUAAAUAAAGAUUAUAUAUUCUUCUGUGGAACACUGUUUCGUUAAAACACCCUUUCGU
This is a messenger RNA of Anguilla anguilla (European eel), 3013 nucleotides long. Its product is annotated as adhesion G protein-coupled receptor E1-like. The transcript is spliced from 17 exons. The coding region runs from base 1 to 2331 and encodes 776 amino acids. Gene Ontology annotation, molecular function: calcium ion binding; G protein-coupled receptor activity. Gene Ontology annotation, cellular component: membrane. Gene Ontology annotation, biological process: cell surface receptor signaling pathway; adenylate cyclase-activating G protein-coupled receptor signaling pathway. NCBI's taxonomy places the organism in Eukaryota, Metazoa, Chordata, Actinopteri, Anguilliformes, Anguillidae. The record is from RefSeq and is a predicted model, not a curated record.